This is a messenger RNA of Onychostoma macrolepis, 774 nucleotides long. RefSeq lists its product as uncharacterized. The transcript has 4 exons. Bases 1 to 774 code for a protein of 257 amino acids. The record is from RefSeq and is a predicted model, not a curated record. Lineage: Eukaryota; Metazoa; Chordata; Actinopteri; Cypriniformes; Cyprinidae.
AUGACCCUGUCCCAAAUGGAAGAGAAUGGAGUUGAAUUACUCCUCAGCGACUUGGAGGACAAUGUGGUGGACAGUGGCAUGUCAAACACUCUGGAGACCACUCUGUGUGAUAAUUGCCGGACUUGUGUUCUUCCGUCCUCAGGAGUUCACACUCCCGAGUCGAACUUGCGAAGCAAGUCCGAACUUUGCUUACUUGGUAUUGAGAAACAGCUAGUCUCAGGCGUUAGUGUCACGCGUCUGUGCUGCGACAUACUCCUUCACACACGUAAAAAGUACACUAGUGUCUCCUUCAGCAGCUCCAGCCUUGGCCUCCUAUCCAGCUCCAGCUCUAUCCGUGGCCUCCUAUCCAGCUCCAGCUCCAGCUCUAGCCUUGGCCUCCUCUUCAGCUCCAGCUCCAGCUCCAGCCGUGGCCUCCUAUCCAGCUCCAGCCUUGGCCUCCUCUUCAGCUACAGCUACAGCUCCAGCCGUGGCCUCCUAUCCAGCUCCAGCUCCAGCUCCAGCCUUGGCCUCCUCUUCAGCUCCAGCUCCAGCUCCAGCCUUGGCCUCCUCUUCAGCUACAGCUCCAGCUCCAGCCGUGGCCUCCUCUUCAGCUCCAGCUCCAGCUCCAGCCGUGGCCUCCUAUCCAGCUCCAGCCUUGGCCUCCUCUUCGGCUCCAACUACAGCUCCAGCCGUGGCCGCCUCUUCAGCUCCAGCUCCAGCCUUGGCCUCCUCUCCAGAAGUUCCAGUGGCAUUUUCUUUACUCAGUCCAGACACAGAUAUUUAUAUCUCGGAUGA